Molecule: messenger RNA, 666 nt
Organism: Bipolaris victoriae FI3
Lineage: Eukaryota; Fungi; Ascomycota; Dothideomycetes; Pleosporales; Pleosporaceae
Exons: 1
Coding region: 1-666 (221 amino acids)
Source: RefSeq, a predicted model, not a curated record
AUGCAAACAGGACGAAGAGGCCAUCCCAACCGCCAACCCCGAGGCGACUCCUCCUCGCGCGGCAGCAGAGGACAAGUCCGAGGCCGGGGCCGGGGAAGAGGUCAAUCCGACAACCCCAGAGGCUCCCGCCCCUCCCCGGCAUACACACCCGUGCCCCCCUACGCCUCCAUCCACCCCGGCACCCCCGUCUCCCUAAUCCUCAAACAAGACCAGCCCACCGGCCACCGCGUCUCGGGUAUCGUCGCUGACAUCCUAACACGCGGCGACCAUCCGCGAGGCGUUAAAGUGCGUCUGCGGGAUGGCCGUGUGGGCCGCGUGCAGAGUCUUGCGAGUGAGGCUGAGGGGGAGAGGGGCGAGGCGCUUGUUGGAGGGGCGGAUGCGGGGUUAGGGCGCGAUGGGGAGGUGAGAGGUAGUGGGAGAGGGGCCAGGAUGGCAGGGAGCAGGAUGGAGAGGGAUGUGAGGGAGAAUGAUGAGUAUUUCUAUGAUGAGGCGAGGAGGGGGGAGGUUGAUGGGGGUCUUUUUGCGGCGUUGGAGGAGGCGGAUAGACGAUAUGAGGGUAGUAGUAGAGGUGGCGGUGGGGAGGCGGCGGUUUGUCCGGUUUGUGGGGUUUUUGAGGGGGAUGAGGUGGCUGUUGCGAGACAUGUUGAAAGCCAUUUUGGAGAGUAG